Molecule: messenger RNA, 985 nt
Organism: Lacerta agilis (Sand lizard)
Lineage: Eukaryota; Metazoa; Chordata; Lepidosauria; Squamata; Lacertidae
Gene: PTPRCAP
Product: protein tyrosine phosphatase receptor type C associated protein
Exons: 2
Coding region: 57-719 (220 amino acids)
Cellular component (GO): plasma membrane
Source: RefSeq, a predicted model, not a curated record
CCCAAAGUGCACACAUAGGGCCACUGCUUGCAAAGUUUCAUUUUCCUCCAGGCUACAUGCAGUGCAGCAGAGCAAAGAGCACUCCACUCCUGACGAUGAGGCCCCAGUUUGUCUGCACGCUCUCUGCCCUGCUCCUGCUGUUUCCGGGGAAAGCCAUGGGAGCAGCUCCAGAGAGAGGUGGUGGCCGCGGCAAGAGCAGCGAUGACAUCGUCGUGAGUUUCCUGGUCUGCCUGCUGCUGCUCCUUCUCCUCUUGCUGUUCCUGGCGUGGCGUCGGCUGAGCCGCAAUUCAGGAGGAAGGUACCACCCCCAGCGCCUGCUGAGGGGUCUGAUGCUCCGAUGGCAAGGGCUUUGGGGAGGGGAACUCCCUGAAGAGCCGUUACAGGGACACCGGGACGAGAAGCCGGGAGACGAAGAGUCCGGGGAGGAGCAACCCAUUGAUGUGGGGGAUGAGAGGGAGCAGCAGCAGCUCCUCCAAGGAGAAGAUGAGGAGGAGGAGGAGGAGGAGGAGGAGGAGGUGGAGGAAAAGCAAGAAGCGUCCAAGGAGAAAGCCGAUCCGGAGCCAGCAGAAGAUAAAGCAGUGCAGGAGGUCUCGGAGGAAGAAGGGGCCCCAAAGGCAACCGAGAGCAGUGCAGGGGCUCUCCUGAGUGAUCUGCAUUCUUUUUCUGGGACAGCAGCCUGGGAAGACCCAGGCAAACAGCUGCAUGUCACUGCCCUCUAGAAGUAGCAGCAUAGAGGGCACUGAAGCACUUGCUGCAAAGACAGCUACAGACUGAAGGCAGUUCACUGCCCCAUCCCAUGGACGUAGCAGAAGCUGCUUUUGCCCUGUGUUGUCUAUUGACCCCUUCCCGCUUGCACCUAGCUUGCUCGAUCGCCUGUCCCCGCCAAAAACGCAGCCUGAGUUUCCAUUUUGUUUCGAAAGUUUCCUAUGACAAAUAAAGUAGAGGGGUGAUAAGAGACACCUUAGCGGUCUCCUCGUGGACUGAA